This is a messenger RNA of Pocillopora damicornis (cauliflower coral), 2551 nucleotides long. Its product is annotated as DNA ligase 4. The record is from RefSeq and is a predicted model, not a curated record. Gene Ontology annotation, molecular function: ATP binding; DNA binding; DNA ligase (ATP) activity. Gene Ontology annotation, cellular component: DNA ligase IV complex; DNA-dependent protein kinase-DNA ligase 4 complex. NCBI's taxonomy places the organism in Eukaryota, Metazoa, Cnidaria, Anthozoa, Scleractinia, Pocilloporidae. Gene Ontology annotation, biological process: double-strand break repair via nonhomologous end joining; nucleotide-excision repair, DNA gap filling; DNA recombination.
GGUUGAGAAAGUGUUUGUGUUUUAUUACGAUAAAAAUGGCGGGAGUUUCAACAGUAGAAGUAGCAACUCAGGUUCCAUUUUAUGAUUUGUGUGCUUUGUUAGAAAAGAUUGCAAGCACAACAGGAACUGAAAAGAAGAAAAAGAUCUUGGAAUUCUUUGUCAAUUCAUGGAGAGAAGCGCACGCUAAGUUGCAUGGAACUUCGAAAACAACUGACUCAUUUCACUCUGGUAUGCGCCUGUUGCUGCCUCAUCUUGACAAAGAACGAGGUGCUUAUGGGAUGAAGGAGGUGGUUCUUGCAAAAUAUUACAUUGAAAUAUUAAGUAUAGGGAAAGACUCUACAGAUGGCCGUAAACUGCUGAAUUACAGAGCACCCAAAAAUGCCAAACAGGAUUCUGUGGCUGACUUUGCAAGUGUUGCUUACUUUGUUUUAAGAAACAGAUGUCCUGAGAAAGGAAGUUUAAAGAUUGACCAAGUAAACAAGUACCUUGACCAGCUGGCCUCAGCAAAUAUUGAUCAUAAACGUGAUGAAGCUAAGAAAGCUCUACAGCUACUGCUACGUAACACAAGUGCUCUGGAACAGAAAUGGUUAAUCAGGAUAAUUUUCAAGGAAUUGAAGAUUGGCCUUAGUGAGAACUCUGUAUUUAAUGUUUAUCAUCCAGAUGCAAUGGAACUGUUUGGAGUCUGUAACAGUCUACCCAAGGUUUGCAUGGAUCUUCAUGAUCGCAGUAUUAGGAUGAAUGAAGCAGAGAUGUCUUUAUUCUCACCAUUUCGACCAAUGUUGGCUGAAAGAAAACACAUCAACGAGGUGGAGAAGGUAAUGAACAAUCAGUCAUUUUACAUAGAAACCAAAAUAGAUGGAGAGAGAAUGCAGCUUCAUAAAGACAAAGACAGUUUUAUGUACUUCUCAAGAAGUGCAAAUGAAUACACUCAUGUAUUUGGUGGGGACCCAUCCUCUGGAGUUCUCACACCUCACAUCGCUGGUUGCUUCUCAAGCUCUGUACAUUCAUGCAUCCUGGAUGGAGAAAUGGUUGUUGUUGAUCCAAAGACAGACACAUGGCUAUCAAAGGGAAUGAAUGUUGAUGUGAAAUCCUUAACCGCUUAUGAAAACGAUGAAGGUCAUCAUCCUUGCUUCAUUGUGUUCGAUAUUCUUAUCAUUAAUGAGAAAAAACUGGCAAAUGUUCCUUUCUGGAUCUCGUCAUUGUUGGUGGCUAUUUUGGAGUUGGGCGCCGAAGUGGAAUGACAUCUCACUUUAUGUGUGCAGUGGCGGUUCCUUCCAACGUUCCAGGUGAACAUCCCAAAGUGUUCCAUUCUUUCUGCAAGGUGGGGUCUGGUUACACUAUUAAUGAGUUGCGCGAACUGGAUCAGCAGUUGCGUCCACACUGGAAUGCAUUUGAUACUAAAAAGCCUCCAGAAUCAAUCAUUCUGGCCCCUGGAUUCAAGGUUUAAAACUGGUGUGACUCUUCGCUUUCCACGGCUGGAAGCUGUUCGCAGUGACAAGAUGUGGUACGAGUGUUUGAACCUAAACGAACUGACCAGGCUGAAAUCGGUGGCAGAGGGAAAGCUCACAUACCAACAUGUAAAUGCAGAGGAGAAAUCUGAACCAGCCAAGAAAAGAAGGCGAGAGGCUGUACGAGUUGAACAGUCACGGACUGUGGCCAAGCAUUUUAAACCGGCGGAUGUGUCUUCAGUUGAGGAGGUUUCGCAAAUGUUCCAGGAAAAGGAAUUUUAUAUUGUUAACGGUCCUUCCUCGCAUCCCAAGGCUGUUUUAGAAAAAAAAGUUGCCGAGAAUGGAGGCACGUUGACUCAGAACCCUUGUUCUGACACUUUAUGUGUUGUGGCUGAGAGAAUCAACGUUAGAGUUAAGAAUAUUAUCAGUCAGGACAAAUACGAUGUGGUGAAGGCAUCUUGGCUUAUUAACUGCUUGGAUAGUGGCGAGCUGAAGCCGUGGAUUCCAAGUGAUAUGUUUCAUUCCUCGUCCCGAACUGCUGAUAAAUUUGCCGAGGAGUUUGAUCGACAUGGAGACAGUUACACAGAAUUUGCUACAGCCGAGUCACUCAGGAAAGCGUUUGAUAAUGUCCAAAGCAAGAACUCAGCAGUUCCACUUUCAACUGAUGAAAUACUUGAAAUAUCUCAACGUUAUUUUCCCGAUAACUCGCCUUUUGGAUUGUUCAAACAUUGCAGAGUGUACCUUGAUCAGUUCAUUAUUAUUGGGAAUAAAUCAACGGGAAUUCCUAAUAGCAGUUUGGAGCUUAUUGGUUUGAAACUACGCAUGUUCGGGGCACGGAUCACCGACAGUUUUGAUAGCAAAGUGACUCAUGUCGUCUUCGAUGAAAGGGAUCUUUGUCGCCUCAAAGAGCUACAAAGAGUAACGCAAGAUAGAGAAGUAAAACAACAUCUUGUUACGCUAGACUGGGUUACGCAAUCAAUUCAAGCUGAAAAGCUUCUACCGGAAAGACACUUCAGACCAGUUACGUAACGUGACUGUAACACUGAAUCCAAGUUUCCAGCGUUUAGUUGUCUGGGGCAGUUUGAGUUUCCUUUGCAGCCGUU